Lactuca saligna is the source of this 396-nucleotide messenger RNA. The record is from the annotation of a GenBank genome assembly. NCBI's taxonomy places the organism in Eukaryota, Viridiplantae, Streptophyta, Magnoliopsida, Asterales, Asteraceae.
AUGCAAAUUCAAGAAAUUCUUAACAAACUCAAGGGUAUUCAUGCUUUGGAAGUGAAAUUGGCAAUUCAACAGCUACUCAUCAAAGUCAAGAAGCUGAACCUUGUGCCAUCAGCUGAUCUAUCUAGACCAUCCUCAUCAAGAAGAACAGGUUCUCCCAGACAAUCCAAGAAUACCAAGUUUCUUCCACCUUAUGGCACUAGGUAUAUCAAGAAAGAACUAUCAGUAGGACUUAAUCACUUUGAACUAGAAAGAGGAUAUUGGGUGUUGAUAUCUUUGGAUCUUAAUAGAAGACUGAAUGAACUUCAAAUUGAUGAAUUCAGAUUGGUUAAGCCUAAGAUCUUGAAAGAAGUUGAAAAGUUCUACAAUGGUUCUUCUUAUCACUAUGAAGAAGAUUAG